ACCCCAGCACACAGAGUCAGUCAGUACAUUUUAGUUGCAAAUGAAAAAUACGAACACUGGGAUUUGCUCUCUCUAUCGCUGAGAGAUUCUCUGUGAUCGAUGGCAAUGGCGGACAAUGGGCGAGUCGUCUGCAAAUGCACAACAUCGAGCAAGAGCAUCUUCUGCUUCAGAUAAUUCAGUUUCGACGACAAGCCCAACCACCGAAACCUCCUCCGAAACGUUUCGACCCUUCCCGUCUUUAAAAAAGGCCUCUUCACUCGUUGCAGCCCAUCCCUUGCCGGAAACAGUAUUCUCAGUAUGGAUGCACAGGAGAAUUCGAGGUCCUCGAUAUUGCCAUCAUCCCUAGAUAAGAGAAUUCCCAUAUAUGGGAUGAUGCCUGUUGAUGCCUUCUGCAUUGAUGGUACGGGGCGUCCAAGGAUUAGGAAGUGUCCACAGAAUUGCAGUUAAGGUUUGGUGGGGAAUCGUAGAGCGUUGUUUUCCUCUUGCAUAUGAUUGGUCUCUAUAUGAAAGGCUUUUCAAAUUGAUUUCUGACUCAGGUUUGAAGUUGCAUGUUGCCUUGUCUUUUCACUCAAACGUUAACCCUUCUUCUAGCAGAAAAGGGUGUGUAACUCUUCCGCUUUGGAUCAUAGAGAUUGGUCAUCAGAAUAAGCAUAUAUUUUAUCAGGACCCAAAUGGAUUUUCCAAUGAUGAUUAUCUUACACUCGGAGUUGACCAUGUUCCUCUCUUUUGCGGCUGGACUGCCCUCCAAUGUUAUGAGGAUUUCUUGUCAAGUUUUGCUAAGAAAUUUGAAUCCUUAAUUGCCUUAAUUGGAACUAUGAUAGAAGAAAUUAGUGUUGGUCUUGGUCCUUCUGGUGGACUUAAGUAUGUUACUGUUACACUAGAACCACAAGUAUGAAGCCAGUCCAAUGAUUUCUUAUGCAAUAUUGGGGAGAGAAGGGGCCACAAAAUGCUGGCUGUUGCAACAAUCUCCCAUCUGAAGUUCCUUUCUUUGAAGAGGGAGAGGAAAGCAUUCUUUCUGAUUAUGGGUGUUUUUUCCUUGUAUGAAACUGAUGGAAGCAGCUUGCUUUAUUGUUUCCCAUGAAAAAUUUCUGCAUAACUGAAGCCUAGUGUAAAUUGCACGAAAUCAUUGUUUGUAUUUCAUCCUCGAACUACUACAUUGUUUCUUUAGCCAGGAAACACUUCUGUGUAGGUGCCUGUAAACAAUAUGGGCCUGCAAUAUAUAUUUUCAAUCUUUAGUGGAACUUUUCUUAUAACUAA
Molecule: messenger RNA, 1257 nt
Organism: Pyrus x bretschneideri (Chinese white pear)
Lineage: Eukaryota; Viridiplantae; Streptophyta; Magnoliopsida; Rosales; Rosaceae
Product: inactive beta-amylase 4, chloroplastic-like
Exons: 4
Coding region: 383-895 (170 amino acids)
Biological process (GO): polysaccharide catabolic process
Molecular function (GO): beta-amylase activity
Source: RefSeq, a predicted model, not a curated record